This is a messenger RNA of Tachyglossus aculeatus (Australian echidna), 3132 nucleotides long. Its product is annotated as stonustoxin subunit alpha-like. Lineage: Eukaryota; Metazoa; Chordata; Mammalia; Monotremata; Tachyglossidae. The record is from RefSeq and is a predicted model, not a curated record. The coding region runs from base 104 to 2746 and encodes 880 amino acids. Gene Ontology annotation, molecular function: protein binding. The transcript is spliced from 4 exons.
UCACUUGUCUUCUGUUCCUCGGGAAAGAAGUAACGGCUGUCGGAGUCUUGCUAGAAAUUUUGCCUGUGAGAGGGUCAGGACCUGCUCUUCUCCUGGAAGAAUCAUGGAUCUUAAACCCAUUGAGAUGCCGACUCUGGGACGUCCCCUGCAGCUGGGGAUGCUGUACGACUGCCGAGAUGACCGCUUUAUCCCAGGUGUUACCUUGUGGGAUAUCAAUGACACCGAAAAGGACAUGCGCUCCCAGGUCCAGCACCGGACGGAAUUCCGCAUCAUUGCCUCUGACUCCCUGGAAGAGAAGUCCAACGCCCUCAGCAUCAGCGCCUCUCUGAAGGCAAGUUUCCUGGGGGGGCUGGUCAGUGUAGAAGGAUCGGCCAAAUAUGUGAACGACACCAAGAAAUCCAAACAACAGGCUCGGGUCACGCUCCACUACUCCACCACCACUGAGUUCAAGCAGCUGACGAUGAAGCACUUGGGCCGGCAGAACAUCACGUAUCCUGAUGUGUUCGAUAAUGGCACCGCCACUCACGUGGUGACGGGAGUCCUGUUCGGGGCUCAGGCUUUCUUCGUGUUUGACCGGGAAGUCUCCUCCUCUGAGACCAUACAGGACGUACAGGGAAGCCUCAAAGUGACAGUGACCGGGAUCCCCUUCAUGACUAUCGAAGGGGAAGGAUCUGCCAGUGUGAAGGACAAAGAGAAGAAGAACCAAGAGAAUUUCCACUGUACGUUCUAUGGAGACUUUGCCCUGAAGAACACUCCGAAAACGUACAUGGAGGCCAUAGAAGUCUAUUCCUCCCUCCCCAAGCUGCUCGGAGAGCACGGGGAGAAGGCGGUGCCGGUGAUGGUCUGGCUUUACCCGCUGGAGAAGCUGGAUUCCAGAGCCGCCAAACUGGUCCGAGAGAUCAGCAUCGCGCUGGUUAAUGAGACGCAGGCCGUGCUGGAGGGGCUGACGGAUUGUCUCACCAGGUGCAACGACAUGUUGGCCUCCAAGGCUGCAGCAUUUCCUGAAAUCAAGAGCCGGGCUGAGAGGUUCCGACAGCUCGUUCAGCUCUACAAACUCACGUUUCAGAAACAACUGUCAAGCAUCUUACCUCACAUCCGGGGUGGAGGGAAACAGGAAGAAAGCUUGGCAGAGCUCUUGGCUAGUAAAGAACAGUCACCCUUAUGUGCCCAACGAAUAAAUGAAUUUCUAAAUCGAAGCGAGGGGGAGAUUAAUUUUGUGAAUGCCUACCUGGUUCUGCUGGAGGAAGUUGCUAUUGCUCUUUCUGAGAAUGAACGAGAUAAAGUUCUCUUUGAACCAAACGUUAACUUUGUUUUUGCAUUUACCUUCACCUCAUUACCGGAAGAAGUGCCGUACUUGUCCGAGUUGAAUCUCUGGUUUCAAAAAAACUCAGCGCAAGAAACUCAGGAUCCGCCACCAUCCAUUGCUGCCCCGCAGAAAUCCAAAUCCAGCCUGUGGUUCAGACAGAAGGGAAUCCAGAAGAAAUUACGGCAAACUGUCAUAUCUUUUCUAGAGUUUGCGAAGGCCAAUGGGUGUAAUAAGAAGAUUCGGUUCAUUGUGGCAUCUGAGCCAAACCAAGACAUCCCAGCAGCUUCAAUUUAUCUCUAUGAACAGGGAGAGCCGAUCGACACCAGCUUUGAGCCUCCCUCCAUCCCCACCCCUCCCCAGAUUGAUAGGGUCAGGCACGACCAUGUCCAGUUUGUACUGACGCCAACAACGGGGGAAAGAGAGGAGAUAAAGUGUUAUCAGGUAGAGUACAGAGCAAUAGGAGAGGUAGAGUGGGUAGUCAAGAUGGUGGACAGGAAGCAGGAAAAGAUCUUAAUAACCGGGUUAGUUCCAAACACCCAUUAUCAGUUCAGAAUUGCUGAUGUGUAUGUGUCAUGGAGGAGCCAAAGCAGCGAUGUGAGUGAUCCUGUGAAGACCCUUCCCACCGGUCCCCCUGGAAAACUUUCAGCAGUUCUCAAGUCACGACAGGUGGUGACCCUCUGUUGGCAGAGACCAAAAGUCAUACCAAAAGAGAUCGUGGUCUCGGAAUACAGGGUGGAAUUCAGAGAGGAGGCCGGGGGAGCCGGGGAGCAGGGAGGGAGUGAAUGGAGACAACAGACAACUGGAGAGGACACGGAGACCUGCGACAUCAAUGAAUUGAAAACUCAGACGCUCUACAGGUUCCGAGUGUCAGCUGUGUGCGUGGACGGGUGUGUCGGUGACCCCAGCGAGGAGAUACUGGUCUCCACCAUAAGGGAAAAAGAAAAGCUCUCACUGGAUCCAGAAACAGCCAAUGAAUACCUGUGCCUGUCCAAGGGCAAUAAAUCUAUGGAAUGGAUUGUACCGCCACAGAGGGUGUCCCAGAAUCACAAGAGAUUUGUGGGGGAAGCCUACGUGCUGGGCUCCAGAGGCUUUCAGUCGGGCCAGCACUACUGGGAGGUGGAGGUAGAAGGGAAGGGAUUAUGCAAGAUUGGGGUGGCCGCGGAGUCUGUAGAGAGGAAGAGUAGCCAGGCCCAUGAGAAGACCAUUUGGAGUCUGACUAUUUGCACCCCAUACCACGUGUUCAUCAAUAACGAACCUAACCCAAACAUAGAAGUCCCACGCAUCGUGGGGGUCUUACUAGAUUUUGAUGGGGGCCAGGUGAUCUUCUACAAUGCGGAAACCCAGGAGGAGAUUCACACUUAUCACGUGAUUUUCCAAGAGAAAAUCUUCCCUUUACUUGGAUUUCAGGGACAGGGAGCCCGCCUGACCCUAAGAUCCUGAGACACCCCCUGCCACUCCCAGUAAUGGCAAGCACUGUACUAAGCCCUGGGGUAGAUCAAAGGGAAUCAGUUCACUCGUAGUCUAAAUAGGAUUCUUCCUCUCUCUACUGCUCUCCUGUUCACCAGUGAUGGGAAACCAGUACCUGGGUUCAUCCUGAAAUUUCAUUCGCUCCCCCAAGGCUCUGCCCAUCGUCCCCUCCGCUUCCCCCCCAUCAGCUACAAUCUCCUGCUUGCGAACCCCGCAGGAGGGUCCCAAGAUGUUGAGUCGCCAGAUUGACAGGCUUUCCUGGAUCUGCUUGCUUGUGUCUCUGUCUGUAGAAACCCAUCUGCUGAUUUCUUCUGCCUUCAAAAAAAAUUAAUGCCAGUAAUAAAGUUCCAAAAAAAGCA